UUGAUGCUUCUGUUCAAUAAUCCUAGUACCUUAUCUACAGGUAUAUAAUAUUAUAUAGAUAUUCCCAUUGCCUCACAUACAAAUACCUCACCAGUGCAUUAUUUACAGACAAAUAUUAUUAUAAAGAGGAUCCCUCUGCCUCACACACACAGCCUCCUUCCAGAAGUUCCAAUAUUAUCCUCGAGUAGCAGCUAGAUCCCUUGCAGCAAAAGGACCGUGAACUCCCAGAAGCCACGUGACUGCAGUGACCUCAUCUGUCCUUUUACCGGACUGGAUCUAGCUAAUACCAGGUGUCGCAUUUAUAGCAUCUGACUCAGUCACUGACAAAGAACAAGAUGAACACAUGCAGGAAGCUGAUGGCAGAGCAGUUCCUGAGUCAGGCCCUGGGCAUCAUCUGCCUGCUGACCGGAGAGGAAUACAUUAUUGUGAAGAAGAGGCCCUCCCACAGCAGCAUACAACAGCUGAGCGGAGAGGUUCCUAUAAAGUGUGAUGAUGUUGCUGUGUAUUUCUCUAUGGAGGAGUGGGAGUAUAUAGAGGGACACAAGGAGCUUUACAAGGACGUCAUGAUGGAGACUCACCAAGCACUAAGGACUAUGGAGAUCCCAGGAAAUGAGAGCUCAGAACUAACAAGUCACAGUGAUGAAAAUCUAGACACAGGAGCACAUAGAGAACUUGUACAGAAUAUUCAGCCAGUGGAGACCCCAUCAGACGUCUCUGCAGAACUAACAGGACACAGAGAUGAAAAUCUAGACACAGGAGCUACUGAACUUGUACAGAUUAUUCAGCCAUCAGAUCUCUCUGCAGAUGUAAACAAUGCUAAAAUUGUAUGUAACACGGAACAAACAGAAGAUCAGUGGCUAAGUAAUAUGACAGAAGCUGCAAAGCAGGAAAUAUGUGACAAUAUAAAUACAGGUGAUAUUAAGACUGAAGUCACUCUUAAUACUGAACAGACUAAUGACCUGGAUGCUUUGAAGCAGGAAAUCCGUGACAAUAUCAGUACAGGUGAAAAAGAUGCUAAGAUUUCAUGUAACACAGAACAAACAGAAGAUCAGUGGCUAAGUAAUAUGCCAGAAUCAGCAGAGCAGGAAAUAUGUGACAAUAUAAAUACAGUUGAAAAAGAUGCUAAGAUUUCAUGUAACACAGAACAAUCAGAAGAUCAGUGGCUAAGUAAUAUGCCAGAAGCGGCAGAGCAGGAAAUAUGUGACAAUAUAAAUACAGGUGAAUUCACAAACCACAAUAAUCCUAGUCAUGAUCAGAGUGCAGAUGCUUCUUUAAAUCUUCAUCAUCAAAGAAGCCAAGUGGGAAAUGUAUGUUCUGAAUGUGGGAAAUAUUUUCUCAAGAAAUCACAUCUUUAUAGACAUCUGAAAGUUCAUAAAGGAGAAAAUCCAUUUUCCUGUUCUAUAUGUGGGACAUGUUUUAACCGUAAAGGGAAUCUUGUUGUUCAUCAGAAAAUUCAUACAGGAGGAAAAAAAAAGUCAUGUUCUGUAUGUGGGAAAUGUUUUACUCGGAAGUCGUAUCUUAUUGUCCAUCAGAAAAUUCAUACAGGGGAGAAAGAAUUUUCAUGUUCUGACUGUGGAAAAUGUUUUACUCAGAAAUCAAAUCUUAUUACGCAUCAGAAAAUUCAUACAGGAGAGAGAGGAUUUUCAUGUUCUGACUGUGGGAAAUGUUUUACUCAGAAAUCAAAUCUUAUUACGCAUCAGAAAAUUCAUACAGGAGAGAAAGCAUUUUCAUGUUCUGACUGUGGGAAAUGUUUUACUCGGAAACCAUAUCUUAUUGAUCAUCAGAAAAGUCAUACAGGAGAGAGAGCAUUUUCAUGUUCUGACUGUGGGAAAUGUUUUACUCAGAAAUCAAAUCUUAUUACGCAUCAGAAAAUUCAUACAGGAGAGAGAGCAUUUUCAUGUUCUGACUGUGGGAAAUGUUUUACUCUAAAAUCAUAUCUCAUUGAUCAUCAGAAAAUUCAUACAGGAGAGAGAGCAUUUUCAUGUUCUGACUGUGGGAAAUGUUUUACUCGGAAAACACAUCUUAUUCGUCAUCAGAAAAUUCAUACAGGAGAGAGACCAUUUUCUUGUUAUGACUGUGGGAAAUGUUUUACUCGGAAAUCAACUCUUAUUACGCAUCAGAAAAUUCAUACUGGAGAGAGAGCAUUUUCAUGUUCUGGCUGUGGGAAAUGUUUUACUCUAAAGUCAAAUCUUACUAAGCAUCAGAAACAUCAUAUUAAAGGAAAUAAGAACAUAACCACUUAAAGGACCUCUCAUUGCAGAAGAAUUGCAUAAUAAACAAGUGCAUAAUAAAAAGACAAUGAUUUAACACCUACUCUGAAUUUCAAAUAAGCAGUUGAUUUUCUUCUGACAAAUUUAUUUUUUCUCCCAUUUUCCGGCACCCUGUAUCAUGUGACAGACAUCAGCCAAUCACAGACUAGUAUGCGUAAACCCUGUGAGCUUGUGCACAUGCUCAGUAGGAUCUUGUUCCCCAGAAAGUGUGAAGAUAAUUUGAUAAUGGAAGUACAUUGUAAAGUGUCUUAAAACUGCAUGCUCUUUCUGAAUCAUAAAAGUAUAUUUCUUUCAUGUAAUUGGCAAGAGUCCAUGAGCUAGUGACGUAUGGGAUAUACUUUCCUACCAGGAGGGGCAAAGUUUCCCAAACCUCAAAAUGCCU
Bombina bombina (fire-bellied toad) is the source of this 2652-nucleotide messenger RNA. Its product is annotated as zinc finger protein 300-like. Gene Ontology annotation, biological process: regulation of immune system process; regulation of cytokine production; negative regulation of transcription by RNA polymerase II. Lineage: Eukaryota; Metazoa; Chordata; Amphibia; Anura; Bombinatoridae. The transcript is spliced from 11 exons. Bases 336 to 2243 code for a protein of 635 amino acids. The record is from RefSeq and is a predicted model, not a curated record.